This is a messenger RNA of Eruca vesicaria subsp. sativa (arugula), 2026 nucleotides long. Lineage: Eukaryota; Viridiplantae; Streptophyta; Magnoliopsida; Brassicales; Brassicaceae. The record is from the annotation of a GenBank genome assembly.
GAAUUUAUAUACGAAAUUUACAUUUUUCAAAUUAUGAGAUUCAAACCACAGAAAAUUUCAAGUACAUUGCACUAAUUGUAUUAUAAUUUCUAGAAAUACCUGAAAACUGCGUCUUUUUGCUUGAAAAUUAUCAUCGUUAUCACUUAUCACAAGCUUAUUUUCUAAAGGCGUUCUUAGCAAUAAAUGUCUUCUCAGUUCCCACGUCUUAGCUUUGCAAUAAUUUUUUGUCUGUGAUGACUCAGAUGUUGAUUAGUUUAAGAUUUUUGUAGGAUAAGGUUUCUUGAACAACUGGAAAAACGUUUUUAAAUACAAACAAUUAGUUAAAGAAAUAUUGUUCUUUGGACACUAUCUUUCUCCUCCAACAACUCUAAUCUAAUAUCUAUAGAUACAACAUUAUUACAAUCAAAUCGAAACACUUCCCUUUCUCAUAGUAAAGUUUUACACAACCAAAAAUGAGAAGUAAUUCUCUUCUUGUACUGUUGCUCAUUACUUUGGCCUGCAUUGGAGUUCUCGCCAAGAACCACUCUUCAAGACCUAUAUUAAGAAGAAAUGAUUUUCCAGAGGAUUUCAUUUUUGGAUCCGCGACUUCUGCAUAUCAGUGUGAAGGUGCUGCUCAUGAAGAUGGUAGAGGACCAAGUAUCUGGGACACCUUCACUGAAAAAUUCCCAGAGAAGAUAAAGGAUGGUAGUAAUGGGUCCAUUGCUGAUGAUUCUUACAAUCUUUACAAGGAAGAUGUGAAUUUACUGCAUCAAAUUGGCUUCGAUGCUUACCGAUUCUCAAUCUCCUGGUCUAGGAUUUUGCCACGUGGAGACUUAAAGGGAGGUAUUAACCAGGCUGGAAUCGACUAUUACAAUAACUUGAUUGAUCUACUUCUGUCUAAAGGAGUGAAGCCAUUUGUCACAAUAUUUCACUGGGACUUGCCAGAGGCACUAGAACAUGCUUACGGUGGCUUCCUAGGAGCAGAGAUUGUGAAUGAUUUCCGGGACUAUGCUGAACUCUGUUUCCAGAAGUUUGGAGAUAGAGUGAAGCAUUGGACGACACUAAACGAGCCAUUUACAGUGGUACAUGAAGGUUAUACAACUGGUGAAAAGGCACCUGGAAGGUGUUCUAGUUUCACUAAUCCCAAAUGCUUUGGCGGUGAUGGAGCCACCGAGCCUUACAUCGUCGGCCAUCACUUCCUCCUUGCUCAUGGAGCCGCCGUCAAAAUCUACAGAGAAAAAUACCAGGCGAUUCAGAAAGGUAAAAUUGGUAUAGCCUUGAACACAGUAUGGCACUACCCUUACUCAGAUUCAGAAGCUGACAAAUUAGCUGCGGCUAGAGCCACGGCAUUCACCUUCGACUACUUCUUGGAGCCAAUAGUCUAUGGUAAAUACCCGACCGACAUGGUCAAUUAUGUGAAAGACCGCCUUCCUACAUUCACACCAGAAGAGUCCUCCAUGCUCAAAGGAUCGUAUGAUUUCGUCGGCAUUAACUAUUACUCAUCUUUUUACGUCAAAGAUGUGCCGUGUGCAACUGAAAACAUCACCAUGGACACUGAUUCUUGCGUCAGCAUCGUAGGUGAGCGAAAUGGAGUGCCCAUCGGUCCAACGGCUGGGUCUGAUUGGCUAUUGAUAUACCCUGAGGGUAUUCGUGAUCUUCUACUACAUGCCAAACUCAAAUUCAAUGAUCCCGCCUUGUACAUAACAGAAAACGGAGUUGAUGAAGCUAGCAUUGGAAAAGUCUUUCUCGAUGACGACUUGAGAAUUGACUACUACGCCCAUCACCUUGAGAUGGUUCGCGACGCAAUCUUGAUGGGGGUGAAUGUGAAAGGCUAUUUCGCAUGGUCGUUGAUGGACAAUUUCGAAUGGUCGGAAGGAUACACGGUCCGCUUCGGGCUAGUUUUUGUGGACUUUGAAGAUGGACGUAAGAGGUAUCCGAAGAAAUCAGCUAAGUGGUUUAGGAGAUUGUUGAAGGGAGAGUACAAUGGGACAAGGCAGAUGGUGGCUGUUAUUUAAUAAGCCAUGAGCCAUAUCUUAAACAUUGAUGU